UGGCAGCACUAUCUCAAUAGAUCAAAGCAAUAUGAUUGCACAUCAGUAUUUGCAAACACCCGAAAACCUUUAAUAGAAAAAUUAUUUUCUUUGUACAUAUUACUUUUUUCUAAUAUUGACGAAAAUGAAGCUAACAGGUGACGAAAUGGUUGAAAGGAAUGAAAGUCAUUGGCGAAAGGCUAUGAUUGGUCCUCUUCCAGACGAUUUUUUGCGGGUUACGAAUGUCCAAGGAUCUGGUAAUAAACGAACGGCUUGUCGUCUACCUAUUUCUCAAUUUGUAGCACCUAACCACGUUGGCCGCAUAAGUAUUACUUGUUCACAAGCUAAACUUGUUCGCAACUAUGGAAUUACGAGGAUGGACCCAUAUGUGCGCAUACGUGUUGGUCACUAUGUUUACGAAACCCAAACAGAUCCUAACGGUGGCAAAAAUCCUCGCUGGAAUCGCGUUAUUCAAAGCCAACUUCCAGCAGGCGUCAAUUCUAUUUAUGUUGAAGUAUAUGACGAAUGCAAUUUUAAGAUGGAUGAAUUAAUCGCUUGGUGUGAAAUUAAGAUACCUGAAAGGGUUUUACUGGGGGAAACUCACGAGCAAUGGUAUUCUCUAAGCGGAAAGCAAGGUGAAGGGUUAGAAGGAGCCAUUGAUGUUGUUCUAAGUUUCUGCAAUCAACCUAUACCAUCGUAUAUGUACCAAGCAUUUCAAAUGCCAUCUCCUUUGCUAAUGGUACCAUCUGUUAGAUCUACACCAUUAUAUGUCACAUCUCAACCACCGAUACCACCACAAGCAGUACCAACACAAGUGACAGAAUCGGAAUUACAACAGAUUAAGGAGAUGUUUCCUAAUAUUGAAGUCGACGUUGUGAAGACAAUUUUUGAAGCUAACCGUGGAGACAAAGAUGCCACGAUAAAUUCAUUACUUCAAUUAAAUGAAUGAUAAAAUUAUGUGUUUGAUGCAAAUAUUAUUAUAAUAAAUGAAUCGUCUUUGCUAAAAACGCCGUUUAAGAAA
Messenger RNA from Glossina fuscipes, 1000 nucleotides. Its product is annotated as toll-interacting protein-like. NCBI's taxonomy places the organism in Eukaryota, Metazoa, Arthropoda, Insecta, Diptera, Glossinidae. Gene Ontology annotation, biological process: ubiquitin-dependent protein catabolic process. Gene Ontology annotation, cellular component: cytoplasm. The coding region runs from base 125 to 928 and encodes 267 amino acids. Gene Ontology annotation, molecular function: ubiquitin binding; ubiquitin conjugating enzyme binding. The transcript has 4 exons. The record is from RefSeq and is a predicted model, not a curated record.